Prorocentrum cordatum is the source of this 786-nucleotide messenger RNA. The record is from the annotation of a GenBank genome assembly. Lineage: Eukaryota; Dinophyceae; Prorocentrales; Prorocentraceae.
AUGCUUCCCGAUAGGCUGGGGGACCUGCCGUCGCUGCAGGAGCUGACGAUAUGGGAGUGCUGCAAGGUUCGGUCGCUGCCCCAGCGGCUGGGGGAUCUGACGUCGCUGCGACGCCUGCUGAUCGAGUCGUGCGAUUGCCUCGCGCUGCUGCCCGAGCGGCUGGGGGACCUGAAGUCCCUCCAGCAGCUGUUCAUUCUGUCGUGCCAUAGCUUACAGGCGCUACCUGAGCGGCUGGGUGACCUGACUUCGCUCCAGCAACUCACAAUCAGGCAAUGUGGCCGGCUUGAGUCGAUGCCCGAGAGGCUUGGUGUGUUGACGUCGCUGCAGCAGCUGACGAUCGAGUCUUGCAGUCGCCUUCAUUCGCUUCCCGAUCGAGUGCGCUUGCUACUCAUGAAAUUGCAAGUGGCGGAGGGACUCACGAUAGGUUGUGAAAUCAAAGACAUGCUAGCGUGCCGGCGUUCCAGCACAUCCGCGAGGCUAGCAUUCGCACCUUGUUGCCCAGGCGAGGAGCCCAGGCCAGUGGCGCCCUGGGACCUGGCGUCGAUGCAGCAGCGAGCGCUGACGAUCGAGACCUACGACAGCCUGAGGACUUUGCCCGAGCGGCUGGGGGACCUGACAACGCUGCAGCACCUGACGAUCAGGAACUGCGGCCGGCUUCAGUCGCUUCCGGAGCGGCUGGGGGACCUGGCGAUGCUGCGGCGGCUGACGAUCGGGGGGUGCGGCCGCCUCGAAUCGCUGCCUGACCGGCUGGGGGACUUGACUUCGCUGCAGCAACUGAAUAUCUAG